AUGCCCGCUGGAGACUCAGUUGACCAUCGCAAUUGGUCUGAAACCGCCGUUUUCCGGCUUGCAAAAUAUUCCAGGUCUAUUCCCCGCUCCGAUCUAUCCUGCCAAGGCCAGCCGUCUACGUCGCCAGCCUCCCGGACCACCACUCCGGCUGAAUGGAGUCAUUUCUCACAGACCGGAUUGUCUCUGGUCGUCGAAACGGUUCAUGUUGAUUCACAGGAGAACAACCGAAUCGGAACGCGUCAUCAACAAAUCAUCCUAAAAAUCAUAUGGGAUAACAAUCCCUCAUCGCACAAGGGAAACUUGGACGCUGCUGGUUCGACGGACCGGCCCGGGGUUUUCUUACUGGAAAAAGUCAAUCUGACUCAAGUACAAGAAACCUUUGGCCACGCGAGACAAGUAGAAGAAAGCCCGCUGAAAGCAAAUUGUAAGGAUUGUGUGGUUGGACUCCGUUACGCUACCGGGUUUUUGGAUAACUCAUUCAACUUCAAUCGUCUUCAAAUUAAACUUCAAACACCCGCUGAUUCGCUCAGAUUUAUUGCACUGAUCGAAGCCAUUUGUCCUUGCAAAAUCAGUAGCGGCAUCCAGAGCUCGCAAUCUUCUAGGAACAGUGGCUCGCAGCUGCCCGUCAGCUCGAACUCUCCCGGUUUCGGUCACUUUUCCUCUUCCCAGCCGUCACUACUCGAGAUUAAUACAAACAACAUCGGUUCACAAGACUUCUGCAAUCAAACUCAGCUCUCAGAAUCCUCGCAGAUCUCUAAGAAAAACGUCCACCAACUUCCGAUCAGCACAAAUCCCCCAGCUCUUGGCCAUUCUUCUCAGCAAUCAAUCGAAGCCGCUCCAAACACCACGAAUCUACAAGGCUUGGGAAGCCAGGCAGAGCUCUUGGAAUCGACAGCCAGAGCUGAAUCACACCCCGCCCCAUCACAAGCCUUGCAUCCAGAUAAUCAGACGACAAGCUCACCUGCGAUACCUGCAUUAGAAAGCCAUCAUCCCUUAAUUCCUGAGGAAUUGAAUAACUUAUCAGAUGAAACUUUGAUGGAGUAUAUCCGCGAAAUUGUAAUGGAUCCCGGGUUUAAUAACUUUGUCCAUCAGGUCAAAAGAUUGAUAUCACAUGAACAUUGA
This is a messenger RNA of Puccinia triticina, 1122 nucleotides long. RefSeq lists its product as uncharacterized. The record is from RefSeq and is a predicted model, not a curated record. Bases 1 to 1122 code for a protein of 373 amino acids. NCBI's taxonomy places the organism in Eukaryota, Fungi, Basidiomycota, Pucciniomycetes, Pucciniales, Pucciniaceae. The transcript has 4 exons.